GAAAGGAAGUCACAGCUCAUGAGCAUAUAUUCCCUUCAGAUGUAACACCCCACUCAUAUUAUGUUUCCAGAUAUGGAGUGAGAACAUGCAUACAAACAACAUCAACUCCUCUAGAGUUUUUUCUUUUAUAAAGACCAUCACCUCCUUCUGCCACAUAUUGAACCAUUCCUAAGAAAAAGAAGAUCUAAUACUAGUAUACAUUUAUAUAUGUUUCACUCUUCUUCUUCUUCCAAAAUUUAUAUGCAGACUCAAAACAUGAACUUGGUUUUGUCCACUGAUGCAAAGCCUAGGCUGAAGUGGACUCCAGAACUGCACCAAAAAUUUGUUGAGGCAGUGAACCUGCUCGGCGGCGCAGACAAAGCAACACCAAAGAGUCUGAUGAGAGUGAUGGGGAUUCAUGGACUUACCUUGUACCACCUGAAGAGUCAUUUGCAGAAAUACAGACUGGGAAAAGGUCAACCGUCAGAAACAAGCAUUAACACAAACCAGGAAGAGUUCAGAGAUGUACAGAAUACUGAUACCCAUUUGAGAGGAAAUGUCGACGAUGGAACUCAGAGUCCGAUCAAUGAAAGCUUGCAGAUUGCUCAGGCUCUACAACUCCAAAUGGAAGUGCAGAGAAAACUUCAUGAACAGAUUGAGGUACAGAGACAUUUGCAGCUGAGAAUUGAAGCUCAAGGAAAUUACUUACAAUCGGUAUUGAAAAAAGCACAGGAAACACUUGCCGGGUAUAGUUCUUCAACUAUAGGUUUGGAACUUGCAAAAGCUGAACUCGCUCAAUUAGCGUCAAUGGCAAGUUCUUCAAUCUCAGAAUUAACAGAUUCAGGAGGUUUGAUGCCCAAACGCUUAGUGAGGAAACAAAUGAGAGGCACAAUAUGUUCUGUUGAAAGCUCUUUGACAUCAUCUGAGAGCUCUGGGAGAAAUGAAGACGAGCAACCCAAAAACUACAGCAACGAGACCCUUCAGUUGGCCAUGGCUUCUAUUGAACUGCCAUCUGUGGAAGAAACAAACAAUCACUGUGAUGGAAGGAAGAGAAAUAUAAGCGCCAUUUCUGAUGGUAUUUGUGUUGAACAACCACUUGCUAAUAGGUCACCAACACAUUUGAACAAAUCUGAGGUUUUCCACACAAUAGACCUAAAUAGCCAAUAUCAGAAUGAUACUGAAUCAGGUUCAAAAGCAAUAGACCUAAACUGCCAGGGUAUUGAACAGUUUAACGGGCACUAUUAGUGUUUGGGGAUGUUUAUAAUGGGUGGGGGUUUUAGUAAUACAGUGUAUCAAGCAAAAGCAUAUUACUUGGAGCAAAAUCCUUUGUGUAUAAACUAUAUAUAUUGGUUUGUUUAUAUAUAUGGAUUCUCAAGGUUAUUUGUAAGAA
Molecule: messenger RNA, 1369 nt
Organism: Tripterygium wilfordii
Lineage: Eukaryota; Viridiplantae; Streptophyta; Magnoliopsida; Celastrales; Celastraceae
Product: myb family transcription factor PHL8-like
Exons: 5
Coding region: 208-1224 (338 amino acids)
Molecular function (GO): DNA-binding transcription factor activity; DNA binding
Source: RefSeq, a predicted model, not a curated record